Messenger RNA from Hypomesus transpacificus, 2017 nucleotides. Its product is annotated as matrix remodeling-associated protein 8-like. Gene Ontology annotation, biological process: establishment of glial blood-brain barrier; cell adhesion. The transcript is spliced from 10 exons. Lineage: Eukaryota; Metazoa; Chordata; Actinopteri; Osmeriformes; Osmeridae. The coding region runs from base 148 to 1443 and encodes 431 amino acids. Gene Ontology annotation, cellular component: membrane; cell surface. The record is from RefSeq and is a predicted model, not a curated record.
AGAUGAAUCUCUUUUAGUUGGCUUUAGCAACGAACUCGCUUAGGUAGUCAGUCUCUAUUCCUUGAUGUUUAUGCAACGGUGGAAGUGCAUUCCUAUUGUAUUAAGUUAUUUUUUGGAAUCCAACUGGUUAAAGGACUGACAAAAGACAUGCCCCCUCUACUUCAAAUUUUGGGGGUCUGCCUCUUAGCCUGUGCUUGGGCACAGAACAGCAACAGCAGGCUGGGGGUGGUGGUGGAGACCAAGAACCUGACCGUGCCGGCAGGCUCCCAGGCCGUCCUGCCUUGCCACAGCCCCCGCAUGAUCUGGACCCGUGACCGCCUCAAGGACCGCCAAAGGGUGGUCCACUGGGACCUGGUUCGCACAACACCAGAUUACUCUGUGGAGCGGAUCCUGGACAUGUCUCCCGGUGCCAACGAGAGGGUCUACAACGGCUUCAAUAAAGGCCGCAUAACCAUCCCCAAGUCAGCCUUUAGUGAUGGGAACUUCUCCCUGAUCAUUAACAAUGUGGGAACAACUGAUCGAGGUGUUUAUACAUGUAACCUGCAUCAUCACUACUGUCAGAUCCACCAGUCUAUUCAAAUACAGCUCAACGUUACCAAAUCAGCCCGUAAGGAGAAGCGCUUCUGGGAUGGAGAGAAGUCAGUGUUUGUGGUGCUGGUUGGCAACUCGGUGGUGCUGCCUUGUGUCAACCGGCGCCCACUAUGGAGGGAGGGGCUCCAGGAAGACCAGCAGCAGGUGGCACAUUGGGACUUCCAGCCCCCAGGGGUGCGUCCUGAUGGGGCAGACCGCCUGGUGGACCUCUAUGCCUCUGGGGAGAAGCGCGAGUACGGAGCGCUGUUCCCCCGGAACAAGAUGAGUGUGGCGGAAGACGCCUUCUCCGUGGGGGACUUCUCCCUGACCAUCUCUGACUUGCUGCCUGUUGAUAAAGGCCUAUACUCCUGCCACCUACACCACCACUACUGCGGCCUGCAGGAGAGACGCAUCUUCAGGUUGAAUGUGGGGCCGCCUCUGCCCGCCCUACUGCCACCUGUCAUCACCACACCCCCCCAUGCACUCCCCAACAAUGAGCCUAGCAAUAAUGGUCAUGAAGAGGUGGCGAGACCUCAGGUGGUCAACGUCAUCCUCCCUGAGCCCCGAGGUCACUUCCUCCAGCAGCUGGGCUACAUCCUGGCAACCUUCUUACUCCUGGCCUUUAUCGUCACAGCUGUGAUCGUGCUCACUCGACGACGCAGAAAGAGAGGUACUGUGUGGCUGGAGUAUGACCUUCGCAGGUCUGAACGGGGUCAGAUGACCAGUGGAGGUGACAUAUCAUUGGACACUGCCGAACAGAAGACUUGCAAUCAGGAACCUCUGAAUUCAGAUUACAAAAACAACUUACUGAAGGAGAGAGACCAAAUUUCUAAAGACUGCAACAAAAACAUGGAUGAAAAGUUGUGGAAGUGAGUGUGGAGGUAAGUUGCCACUGGCCGGUCCAGGGCAGAUUAAGGAAGGGGAAGAGUGAUUUAAAACCGAAGAAGAAAUGUUGACGAUGACAGAAGAGAUGAUGUCUCUUUGAUGAUGUACUAUCACUUUUCUAUCAAGUUUCUUUUUUUUAUUUUUUAAUCAAUUUUUUUCUGUAUUUGUUUUCUGAUCUGCUGUUACUUCAACAUGGCUAAGAAUUUAUGGGAUCUGUUAAUCCGUUAAAGUUCUGUAAUAAUUCUGUCAAUCAGGUAUUUUCUGUGAACAUCAAUCAUUUACUCUACUGGGACACUACCCCUCUUUUAUGCAGAACAACAAUUUGAUCACUGUAUGACUUCCUUUUCUAUUACUGUAUUGCUUCCUUUCAGCGUUGAAUCAGAUAUAUCAAGCUCAAAACUCAUUCACUAUGUUUAUUGAAAUAUGUUCUCAUUUACAUUUUGCACAAACCUUGCUGUAAUGAACAAUUGACCUUCACUAUAAUUGAUUAAUGAAUUAAGAUCAUGGACCAUGUAUAUAGGCUGACUAAACUCAGGAAAUAAAGCCUUGUAAGGAAUCCAUU